AUGGUGGAAAAAACAGGAUUUAGAUCGCGCAAAAGAAGAUCUGCAAGAGCUUGCGAGGUUUGCCAUGCUCGAAAAGUGAGAUGUGACGCACAUGUAAGAAUGCCAUGCACUUCUUGCCAGACGUUUGGUUUGGUUUGUAGACUCCGAGUGGUGAAAAGAGCACAACGAAGCACCACAGGGGAGUUUGAAAACGCUGGUGAUACAAGAACGGUGGAUGUAGGAGGAGGAGGAGGAGAAAGGGAAGGAGGACAAGCGGUCACCGCACCAUCAGCAGCUAACGCUGCUGACGCUGCAGCUGCUACUGCUGCCACUGGCCCUGGCCCUGCCCCAACUCACUCCUCACAAACCGUCAAAGAAACGGUUUCCAACGGCAUGUCCUACGGUGACGAUUACCUACGUAAAAGAGGCGUGGAACCCGGCGUUUUCGUCGACGCAGAACGUAGAGAUCGAGACCGCGUACAUGUGUAUUUCGGCUCCUCCAGUUUUCUCAGCUUACUCACAGGCUCGUCCUUCCCAGACGAAUCGCAUUUCGUUUCGGCGCAAAAACUCCGGCUCACGCUGCCCCGUGGGGGCGAAGGUGCCCCGCGUGUAGCCAACAUGGAAAUGCUACGCAUCUCCGGAGCGUUUUUGUUUCCCUCCAAGACCAUCUGUGACGAACUCGUCGAUCUCUAUUUCAACUGGAUCCAUCCACUCAUGCCCGUAAUGGACCAAACCGCUUUCCGCAAAGAAUACGAUUCCAACACUUGCUCCAUCUUUCUCUUACAAGCCGUGUUAUGCGUCGCUGUCAAACUUUCCAAAAAUCCGCAACUCAUGGACAAGGACAAUUCCACAGAUUUGGCUUCCAAUAUCUUCUACGAGCGUGCCAAAUCGCUCUACGACGGUAGAUACGAAGAAAACGAAAUUCCUUUGCUUCAAGGUAUGAUCCUGCUUAGCAAACAAGCCUUCCACGAAAAAAACCUAAUUCAUUCGCCCUUGUAUUUCAUGAAAAGUGCUGUAACCGUAGCGUUCACCCACGGUCUUCAUCGCUCCACCGAUUUCCAUCCAAAUUUGACCAAUAACGAAAAAAGGACCCGCAAACUUAUUUGGUGGAUCCUGUACACCCUCGACACUUUUGCAUCCAUCUCCAUCGGCAGACCGCAGGCCAUCAACCUCGAAGACUGCGAUAUCCCGGUUUUGACCCACGACGAUUUUGCAUUCGACCAACAAGAUCCUCGUCAUUCCCAUCCUUUAGACUAUCGCGAUUGUGUCAUCAGCACCGUUCAAAUCGCAGAAAUCAUGUCUCGGAUCUCACGAGAACUUAAUACGCCCAGGGCCACCCACAGCGAUAAAAGAGGUCUUAUCAGACACUUCGAUAUCAUUCUUCAACACUGGCGUAAAAAUUUACCAUCAACUUUGAGUUACAACUCCAACGCCGAAAUCUUUACCAGGCAUUCUUUACCCAAGGCCUUUGUCAAUGCUUUUUACUACAAGGCGCUAUGUCUUUUGCAUAAAUCUAACAUCCACGAUAUGGAAGCUGCCAGUGACGAGCAGUUUGUCUCCGCAGGUAUCGCUUUCCAAGCCGCGCAUUCUUUGAGCUUGAUAGGUCAAAUUCUACUGGAUCGAAAUGAAACGGGUUACUUAUACGUGGGACACGCCUACUGCUUCUUUGAAGCCAUGAUCAUCUUCGUGCAUCAUAUGCACGACCCGGAUUCCAUUUUCAAGGAAAUCGCUCUCAAAUGCUAUCAUGUUUUAGAAAGAGUACUCUUCGCACUUGGGAAACAAUGGAAUUCUUGCACUCUACUCAGUCAAGUGCUUUUCGCUUUUGGUCAAAAUCCAGAAUACAUUCGCGCUGUCAUUGCGCGUUUCAAAGCCAAAUUAAAGAAUCAGAAAAACCCUUCCAUACCCAUCGAGGUUCCAAGUCCGGCCCGCAGUCUCGACCUAGAGCUUCAAAAGCUUUCCCCACCAAAUGCUACAAAUUGGAAUAGUCCGCCUUUACAGCAGCCUGCUGGGAUAAAAGAGCCAAAUCAACCCUACAACAUGUAUGCGCCAUUCACAUCGGGGAACCCACAUUUGCCCCAACCUGUCCACGAUCCUAGCGUGAAGUAUCCUCCAUACAUGGCUUACAAUGCGCCGAUUUCGUCUUACGGGGCUACAAUACCACCUUCUUUCCCAUUACCAGGGUCACCGCGGGACUUCAGCUUUACCACCACUGAUAUACCGUAUGAGGUUCCGUCUACCCAAAAUUUCGACCCACAUUUAUUGUUUCCAGACGUUUCUCAACCUUUGCCCGCAGAUUUCCAUUUCGAUAACUAUGCCCAGAUUCCUCAUGAUUCUAUUCUCGAAAACGAAGCUGCCAUUCAUCCCGAUGCUUCGCAAUCGAAUCUCGUAAACAAUCCGGCCAUGGCAUACACCUCUGGCUCUGAGAUUCACAACACACCAAAGAGACAUUCAGAAUUGCCCGAGGAUAGAGUACAAACACCAAUUGAAAAAACUUCCAUUCCUCUUCCACCAGGAUUUUGGGAUAGCGUACAAGUUAAUUUCAACUUUUUCAAAAGUCCUCACCAGAGCACUCAGCCUUGGCCUGUCUACUCUCGAAGCGAAGCUGCAAAUCUUGGUCCUCCGUUGAAUGAUGUUGAUCAUAUCUGA
This is a messenger RNA of Lachancea sp. 'fantastica', 2625 nucleotides long. The record is from the annotation of a GenBank genome assembly. NCBI's taxonomy places the organism in Eukaryota, Fungi, Ascomycota, Saccharomycetes, Saccharomycetales, Saccharomycetaceae.